This is a messenger RNA of Malassezia globosa CBS 7966, 693 nucleotides long. RefSeq lists its product as uncharacterized. The record is from RefSeq and is a predicted model, not a curated record. Lineage: Eukaryota; Fungi; Basidiomycota; Malasseziomycetes; Malasseziales; Malasseziaceae. Bases 1 to 693 code for a protein of 230 amino acids. Gene Ontology annotation, molecular function: protein serine/threonine kinase activity; ATP binding. Gene Ontology annotation, cellular component: cytoplasm. Gene Ontology annotation, biological process: protein phosphorylation. The transcript has a single exon.
AUGGAGUAUUGUGCUGGAGGCAGCUGCUCAGAGCAUGCGCGUGCAGGACACUUUAGCGAAGCUCACAUGGCCGUGAUUGUUCGUGAUGUGCUGCGUGCCUUGACAUAUUUGCAUGCUGAACAAAAGGUUCAUCGCGACGUGAAAGCAGCAAAUGUCUUGCUCCAUGUCAGUCAAGGUGAUUGCUGUGUAAAACUUGCAGACUUUGGCGUUGCCGGACAGCUACAUACACGCAUGAAGAAAGACAGGACAUUCGUUGGUACACCUUACUGGAUGAGUCCCGAGGUCAUCAAGCAGUGUGGUUAUGAUACCAAGGCGGAUAUAUGGAGUGUGGGCAUUAUGGCGAUGGAAUUACUAGAGGGGGAACCGCCCUAUGCGGAUCUGCAUCCGAUGAAAGUCUUGCACUUGGUUCCACGUAACCCACCGCCUGAGCUCGCUCCCACGUACUCGCGUGCGUGCAGAGAUUUUGUGGCGCAGUGCCUUACUCGCGAUCCACUGCGGCGUCCAACGGCAUCAACUCUUUUGAAGCAUAAAUUCAUUAAGCAAGCAGGCUCUUCAUCGGCACUACUUUUGCCCUUGGCCUUGCAGUAUAAGCCUCGCAAGCGAGACUCACUCAAAGCAGCAUCUUCGGGCGACCAGGCCCCCUCAUCGGCGUUGCCGCCGUUGUGGGAAUUCGCUUCUCUUCGUCGGUCAUAA